Molecule: messenger RNA, 3675 nt
Organism: Drosophila mauritiana
Lineage: Eukaryota; Metazoa; Arthropoda; Insecta; Diptera; Drosophilidae
Gene: nwk
Product: protein nervous wreck
Exons: 11
Coding region: 172-3438 (1088 amino acids)
Biological process (GO): regulation of actin filament polymerization; neuromuscular synaptic transmission
Cellular component (GO): recycling endosome; neuromuscular junction
Molecular function (GO): protein binding
Source: RefSeq, a predicted model, not a curated record
GUCCCUGCGCAGCAGCACCAGCAGUUAACGGUGCAUGUUGAAAAGUUCCCACACAAACGUCGUGAAAAUCGAAAUCGAUAAUUGCUAGAGGUAAUGUAACACCAUUAAGUCGGAGCUAAAAUAGAAAAAAAACCAAUUGUAGAGUGACCCGAUUGUCGUAGAAAAAGCCCCAUGAUGCAGCCGCCGCCGCGUAAGGGAAACUAUGUGAAAUUCCUCAAGAAUUUGCACACGGAGCAGGUGGCCAAGCUGCAGCUGAAGAACCAGCAUGAGUGCGACCUCCUGGAGGACAUCCGGCAGUUCACCAUCAAGCGUUCCGCUGUCGAGAAGUCGUACAGUGAGUCGCUGCUCAAGAUCUCAUCGCAGUAUCUCAACAAGAAGAUACCCAAUAUACCAGAUAUUAAGAUGGAGGGCAUGGAGGAGCGCUGGAACAUGUGGAGCGUUUGGCGCACUGUGCUCGAGGAGAAUGAGAAACUGGCUCGUGCUCGAUUGGCCGCUAUAGAGGUGUUUCAACAGCAAAUCGCGGAUGAGGCCAAGGUUCUUCGGGACUAUAAGUUGGCCAUAGCUAAGCGCUCGCUAUCCGGAAUUGUCAAUGUGCAGAAGGAGCUCCAUCUGAGCGUGGGCGAUGUGGACAAGACCAAGAAAUCAUACUUUGACGAAGAGCAUUGUGCUCACGAUGUCCGGGACAAGGCCCGCGAUAUCGAGGAGAAGCUUAAGAAGAAGAAGGGCUCCUUCUUUCAAUCAAUCACUUCGCUGCAGAAGAACAGCGCCCGGGUCACAUCUCGCAAGGAGCUGCUGGAGGAGAAGUCCUCUGGCGCCCGGAAUGACUACGUACUCAGCUUGGCGGCGGCCAACGCCCAUCAGAAUCGCUACUUCACCGUCGAUCUGCAGACCACGAUGACCACCAUGGAGAACUAUGUCUUCGAGCGGGUUGCCGAGUACCUGAUGCUAAUGGGACGCACAGAGCUGUUGACUUGCUCGGCUACGCAGAAUAGCUUCGGAAAGAUCCGCGACCAGGCGCAGCAGUUGACCCGGGAGUACAACCUGCAGUGCUGCUACCUGUUCUAUCCGGUGCUGAAGCAGCACAUCCAAUACGACUUCGAGGCGUGCGACAAUGAUCCGGUGCGUAAGGUGACCGCGGAGCACGAGUCCGCCGCAGAAACGCUAACCAAGGAGGCCAAGAAUCUGGCCGGAAGAGUGGUCAAGGAGAAUGCCUCGAUCAGGGAGAAUGCCAAGAAGCUAGCCCUGUGCCAGUCGCUGCGAGACUCCGGCCAGCGCACGGAUCCCAACGAUCCGAAUGGACCGGAUCUGGACACCAAGAUCGAGGAGUUCCGUGAUCAAAUCCGUCGAUCCGAGACGGAGAAGACAAAGGCGGAGGCAUGUCUGCAGUGCCUGCGCGAUGGCGGCAUCAACGUGGACGAGUGGGUGCAGGAGGCCGAGAUCAUGGGUGUACAGGAGCUGACGCGUUCGGCCAGUUCCAUUUCGAUGCGCACCGACGCCUCUGGCCAGGGCGAGAAUCCCAGUUCCGAUUCCUUCUACGACAGCGACAAGGAGGAGACUCAGGCACAGGCAGCUGCCCAAACGAAGCCCAAGCAGGAGCAACAGUUAUCCAGGGAUCGUACCUUCAGCGAUAGUGAGGAUGAGCCCGAAGUGCGUCCUUCGGCGGCGGCAGCUUCUUCUGCAGCUGCUGCCUCGUCAUCCAUGAUGGCCAGUAGUGCUGGUGGCUGGGAUGAUCCCACUGAGGUCAACUGGGGAGCUGCCGAGGAGGAGGAGGACAAGGACGAACCGAUUGUCCCAGAGCCCAAGGAGGCGAUCUUCAAGUGCACUGCACUCUACAGCUACACGGCCCAGAAUCCCGACGAGCUCACCAUCGUCGAAAAUGAACAGCUCGAGGUGGUUGGCGAGGGCGACGGCGAUGGGUGGCUGAGGGCCCGCAACUAUCGCGGCGAGGAGGGCUACGUGCCACACAAUUAUCUGGACAUCGACCAGGAGACAGCGGGCAGCGCCUUUAAUGGUACUUCAGGCAAUCAAUUGCGCUCUCAAAUCUCAUUCUCAUCUGUCGAUUAUACCGUUGACAAUGAAGAUCAGACAGUGGACUCGAUGCAAUCGCCCGACCAGGUGUCGGUCAUCAUGGCGCCCCAGAAGCGAGUCAAAUCGGACGUGGAAUGGUGCAUCGCGCUGUACGACUACGACGCCACCGCCGAGGAUGAGCUGACCUUCGAGGAGGGCGACAAGAUCAAGAUCAUCACCAAGACCGCCCACGGCGUGGACGACGGUUGGUGGGAGGGCGAGCUGGAUGGCAAGUUCGGCAACUUUCCCUCGCUGGUCGUCGAGGAGUGCGACGAGAUGGGCGAGCCGCUCAGCGAGGGUGGCGACGAGUCACCUCCGCCCACCGCGGCGCCCACUUUCGCACUGCCCCCCGCUCCGGCCCUGCCACCAGAGUACGCCCACGAACUGGAACUGGAGCUCACUGAGGAUAUGUUUGGUUCUCAGGAUACAGCAGAUGAGGAUAGCGGCUAUAUACCCAACGGCGCUGCUGCCCCGAGUAUGCCUCCGCCAGGCCAGAACCAAAGCCAAACUACUGCCAAGAAGGUACUCAUCCAAGAGCCUGGCAUGGAGGACGAUCUAAGUGACGAUGGGCAGCCGCCGCCGUCCUUGCCGCCGCCCCAACUAGCGAAGGCGGGCGGAUCCGCUCCUGGAUCUGGGAGCAAGGUCGAAAAGGGGGCGGCGGCAGGUGGCGCCAACACGCUAAACUUAGGUAUGGCACAAAUAAUUGUUACCGCUGCAACCCCCAUGGUUGAAGACGGUGCCGAUAAAUCUUUCCCACCAGUAGGCGAGAGCGAUGCGCAGCCAGAGGAGCAGGUGUCCAAGGAGCAGCCGGCGGAAGUGGCCAAAAAGCCAGAUAUUGCGCCCAAGCCGCUGGCCAAGGUGGCGCCACAGAGCGCGCCGGCCAAAGAAGGUAAUGCUGGAGUGAGGCCCGUGGUGAGCAUUACACUGACCGAGUAUCCAUCCUGUGACGCAGAGGACCAACAGUCCUUCUCGGAGGGCACCGAUUCGGCUUCGGUGGCCGAUGUGCCGGUACUGCAGGAUGCGGAGGAUCCAUUCAACGAGAAGGCCAAGGGAGAGUCCGGCGACGGUUCGGGAUUUGAGGCCAAUUUCGAGGCCAACUUCGAUGCCAACUUUGAUGACGCCUUUGCUGGAAGCGGAGGAGGUGGGGGCGGUGGAGGUGGCGGUGGGGAGCAGUCCAACGACUUGGACAUCAACGGAGAGGCAGCAGGAGAAGCAGUAUCUGGAUCUGCGGCUGGCGAUGAGGAUAUUGAGGCACCCAAACAGGUGGUCGGUGGGCGAGCUAGCAUACCCGAGGAAUUGGACUCAAAUCAAUUGGCACACUACCAUGAGCAUGAAAUAUACUAUGUAGACUAUAGCCACGGACAGUUAUAGAGCGGAUCAGCGGAACACCACAGCCACAGCCACAACCACAACCAAACCCCACAACACUCGAUAGCAUUUUGAUCUCACACUCAUCCCACAACCUAUCCAACAAAUCCAAACACACAGAUGAUAUAGCCUGACUCAGACGGACUUAUCGCAGCUUAUCGAUCGGGUGGCGGAUAUAGAUCAUAGCAAGCCCUAUCGAAUUGGUUAUACCUAUUAAAGCAACUAGGUUUGUUUCGGCCG